UCUUUUGGCAAUUACCAAUAAGCGGAAUGGCGAGCUCAGUCACCAAGGAUAUCUCCUUUGAGGAUCUGAAAGCACUCCUGGGAAAGAGUGAGAAUCUCUUGCUGGUCGAUGUUCGCACUAAAGAGGAAGUGGAUAAAGGAUAUAUUCAAGGAUCUGUUCACAUCCCACUUGAUACAGUAGAUGCUGCUUUUUCAAUGGCGCCAGAUCAAUUUAAGGCCAAGUACAAAGUAACCAAGCCACUGUGUGAUGCACCAGAGCUGGUGUUUCACUGCAUGAUGGGCAUGCGAGGGAAGACUGCCACAAACAAGGCCUACGAACUUGGAUAUGUGAAUGCACGAAAUUAUACCGGAGGAUACAAGGAGUGGUCCGUGAAAGAGAAAAAGUAAAUUGUGUUGGAGGAAAGUUUCAUAUAUAGUUACAUUGUGAAUUUAAAACCAACAACAUCUUCUUGUACUGUUUUAAUAUUUCAUUGCAUUAAGAUUGAAUGAAUUGUUACAAAUGUAAUAAAUGACAAUAUCUUCUCAAA
Pseudoliparis swirei is the source of this 526-nucleotide messenger RNA. RefSeq names its product thiosulfate sulfurtransferase like domain containing 1 (gene tstd1). Gene Ontology annotation, cellular component: mitochondrion. Lineage: Eukaryota; Metazoa; Chordata; Actinopteri; Perciformes; Liparidae. The transcript has 5 exons. Gene Ontology annotation, molecular function: thiosulfate-cyanide sulfurtransferase activity. The record is from RefSeq and is a predicted model, not a curated record. The coding region runs from base 27 to 386 and encodes 119 amino acids.